Messenger RNA from Gilbertella persicaria, 1344 nucleotides. Its product is annotated as armadillo-type protein. Gene Ontology annotation, molecular function: protein binding. The transcript is spliced from 3 exons. Lineage: Eukaryota; Fungi; Mucoromycota; Mucoromycetes; Mucorales; Choanephoraceae. The record is from RefSeq and is a predicted model, not a curated record. The coding region runs from base 66 to 1340 and encodes 424 amino acids. Gene Ontology annotation, cellular component: cytoplasm; membrane.
UGCUCACUCGAACGCAACAAAAAAAAAACGUACAGAAAAAAGAAAAGAUUGUCUCUAGCAUAUACAUGAAUUCUACCCAAUCCCAGGCUUCUACUAAUUCUAAACCCGUCUUGCAUGGUGUAAAAAUUAAACAAAGAAAAGGUGUUCAAAAAGCAAACGCUAAGCACGAGCCUGAGAUUUUUAGAGAUCAAUUACUUGUCCAUUUUAAGACGAUCAAAGAAGGUGAUUUUGAAGCUGUCUCUGCCAAACUAGAUACUCUCGGAAACACACUUGACUAUCGUAAAUACGGUGACUCUCUUUUUGAAGUUUUGAUUACGGGUGGUAUUUUAGAACCUGGAGGAAUUAUUGACGAUGAUGCUGAACGAAGCCCUUUCUGCAUUUUUGCAGCAGAAGAUGAUGCCGCCGUGAUUAAGAAAUACGUUGACGUCUUUAACAAAUUGAUUCGUCGUUACAAGUAUUUGCAAAGAAUUUUUGGUGAAACCUUGCAAAACAUUUUGCAGUUUAUCAACAAAUGGCAAGCAGAAGAAAACUCGAAAUUGGCCAAGGCCACAGGUCUCCUUAUCUGCAGUCAACUUGUGCCUUCUUCUGUGCUCAAGGUGUUGUUGCAAGACUAUUUAGUCAAGGACGGUCAUGCCUUGAACUUCACGACGACUGUGUUCCGUACCGUGUUGGAUGAACAAAGUAUUGAACAGUUGGGUCGUGCCUUGACUGCCGAAGGUUUGAAUUCCCGCCUGAUCGAAUUCUUCCCUCCCAACAAGCGUGAUGAAGACUGUUUGGUGCGUCACUUUGAAGCUGAGGACAUGAAGGAAUUGGUUGACUAUUACCGUAGAAACAAAAAGAACUCCAUCAAGGGUUUUCUUUUGAACGAAUUGUCUGAAAAGAUGCAAGAUGAAGAUGCUACGGAUGCUGAAGUAUUGAGUCUGAUUAAGAGCAGUAUCAAGGAUGCUGGUUUAACAGAAGCUGAUGUAGUAGCCAUCAUUUGGCAGUCUUUGAUGAGCACAGUUGAUUUACUCAAUACCCGUGCUGACCAAAUUGAGUCUCAAGUAUUGCGUUCCAUCACUCAAUGGUCCAAAGUGUUGGAAGCCUUCUGUAGUUCUCCCAAAACUGAAAUUGUCCUUUUACAAAAGGUUCAAUCUACUUGUUAUGAAGAUGUCAAGUUGACCAAAUACUUUCGUCGUUUGAUUCAGACGCUUUACAAGAACGAUGUCUUGUCCGACAAUGCUAUUCUUUACUGGAAUGACAAGGCUCAUCUUGCUCAAGGUAAAACACUCUUUUUGAAGCAAAUGGAACCCUUUGUUACUUGGUUAAGAGAAAAUGAAGAUAGCAGUGAUGAAGAAUAAACAA